UGCACUUACGAUGCAGAGUGUGUCAUUCCUAAACUUAGACCCAAGCCAUGGUUCAACACAACCAGUGGUUCUGUGGUUGGUAGUCCAGACAGCUUAAUUUGUGAGUGUAAAGAUUUGUUUUACACAAAUGGAACAAAAUGUCACCCAUGUAAGUUCAUUCUGAUUUGUAAAAAAAACUAUAUUUACCAUUCCCUACCUUUUUUUUAGUUAUAUUAUUUUUAAAGUAUUUGAACAAUUAAUAUGAACUUAAUUGAAGACCCUGGCGCUAAACCUAAAAAGUACUUAAUUCAUAAUAAAUAUGAACUUAAUUGAAGACCCUAGCGCUAAACGUAAAAAGUACUUAAUUCAUAAUAAAUAUGAACUUAAUUGAAGACCCUAGUGCUAAACGUAAAAAGUACUUAAUUCAUAAUAAAUAUGAACUUAAUUGAAGACCCUAGCGCUAAACGUAAAAAGUACUUAAUUCAUAAUAAAUAUGAACUUAAUUGAAGACCCUAGUGCUAAACGUAAAAAGUACUUAAUUCAUAAUAAAUAUGAACUUAAUUUAAGACCCUAGCGCUAAACGUAAAAAGUACUUAAUUCAUAAUACAUAUGAAGUUAAUUUUUUUUUUAAAUGUGUUUAGGCUUUUUAAAAAAAAUGAUCACAAGAUCUUCCCCUUUUGAGUGGUUCUCAUAUUUAGCAACAUGUUCUUGGCCUCCUCAGCUAAAGGACCCGGAAAGCCUUGCACAGGCUUAGGGCAGUGUGUCCACAAUGCAGAGUGCCAGACCCCCUACGGCGGUGUGUGUCUAUGCUUUGAGACUCACUAUUCUGAUGGGAAUUCAUGUCCACAAAAGAAGCCCCCCAUGGAGCCUUGCACACAAGAUCAUCAGUGUGUUUUUAACUCAUCCUGCGACAAGGUGGAAGGUAAAUAAUUUUAUUGUUUCACUACUUUCUCAUUGUUCAUUUUUAUUUGGACCAGCUUACUUCUUUUUUUUUUUUUAGGUUUAAAUAUCUUUUUUUUCACUUAGAACCAGGAAGAUGACUGUCAAGUUCUGGUUUUGUAUAUUACUCCACCAAUGGUGGAGAUGGCCAAUGGGCAUGCAAGAGUUAACUAAUGGGCAUGCUAGAGUUGACCAAUGAUGGCAUGCUAGAGUUGACCAAUGGGCAUGCUAGAGUUGACCACUGUGGUAUGAAUGCUACAGGACACGACCCUUUGAUUCAUUGCGUGGUGUUCUCAGGAUACAAAAGCCCGUCCAGUGAAAUUAUAAAAGAAGUCUGGGAACAUAAUUAAGAAUUCUCACAGUCCAUAGUGGUGUGCAUUUCUGGUCGGACAGCACUACCCACUGAAAUCCUCCACUCAUAUGGUGUCAAGGGGAAACUCUUAAUGUAGUAAAUAAUUGAGAGAUGUCAAAGAGGGUUAUGCAUUCUUCCAAUCCAGCUUAAUUGAGCUUUUUAGACUUAUUUUAAUUAUUUUGUGAUUACUUUUUUCAGAUGUUUGCAGAUGUAAAAAAGGAUUUUUUGAAACCUCCACCG
Lymnaea stagnalis (great pond snail) is the source of this 1510-nucleotide messenger RNA. The record is from the annotation of a GenBank genome assembly. NCBI's taxonomy places the organism in Eukaryota, Metazoa, Mollusca, Gastropoda, Lymnaeidae.